Molecule: messenger RNA, 1101 nt
Organism: Staurois parvus
Lineage: Eukaryota; Metazoa; Chordata; Amphibia; Anura; Ranidae
Source: the annotation of a GenBank genome assembly
GGGGGGGCAAGGCACAUUACAUGGAGGCAGGGCACACUACAUGGGACAGAGCACAUGGUAUAUUGCAUGGAACAGGACACAUUACAUGGGAAAAGCACAGGGAACAUAGUGUGGGAGAGGGCACAGAGCACAUCACACAAGACAGAGCACAUUAUUAUGGGACAAGGCACAUUACACAUUCCGUGGGACAGGGCACAUUCUGUGGUACAAAUUCCGUGGCACAGGGCACAUUCCUUGUCGCCCCCGGGUCACACAAAGCAAGCCGGCCUGUGAUGGUGCUGCAUGUCUGCACGAGUCAUCAGAGACCCGGUGAAGUCCAUCCAAGCAGGCAGAGGAGAGCCAUCCACAAACCUGCCACUGCUGGGAGGCCGGAUCAGGAUGGGGUCCGCCAACAAUGCAGCGGGGGGACGUAUGGAUCCCCGGGACACCAACAUUCCGAGGCAGAAGCAGCACAGCCUCUUUACUGGCAGCAGAGAGGCCCAGUCCGCUACUGUGAUAGGUAGAUUAGGAGGCCGCAGGGCCCCUGUGAGCGCAAAGCCUUAUGCAUCCAUCUCAUUUGCUUCAUUACAGAGCCGCCUCUGCACUCCCCUGUACUUUAUGUCCAGGCUAAUUAGUUGUUGGCAUCCAUAUUUACCAAUCUCUGUUUAUUUGUUUUUUUUUCUUUCCACAGGGCUGCGCCGUGACGGCUUCGAGGAGCCCUCCCCUCUAUUCCGCUGCCUGGUGGUCGAGGAAGAAGAUGAACAGAAAAGAGCAGAAGGGCUGCGGCUGGUGGGUUACACCCUGUCCCACUACAUCUACACAGCAUUUUGGGGGCGAUCACUGUACCUGGAGAACAUCUAUGUCAUGCCGCAGUACAGAGGUAAAGGCAUCGGCUCCAAGCUGAUGAUGGCGACAGCAGAGCUGUGCCGGUCUCUGGGCUGCGCCUGUUUGCUGCUUUUUGUCCAUAACUGGAACCAGCCGGCCAUCUCAUUCUACCAAUCCUGCGUGGGGCGCGACAUGUCUGAAGAGGAAGGGUGGCACACAAUCCGGUUCCUCCCGAAUGACCUACAAGAGAUGCUUUCUAAGAACUCCAAGAGGGCUGCAGAUCCCGGACUGUUAUAA